AUUGUGUGCCAAUUGAGAUUAUCCAACAAAGACUGUCAUAGCUGCAAUUGUUAUUUGAUAUUUUUGAGCUUAAUAAUCUUAUACAUUUGAUUAAGCAAAUUCAUCAGGAAGCCUGCACCUUGUGCAUGUAUUUGUAUUUAUAAUAAUGUGUAUUAAGACUGUGGGAUACUUUUUUCAGACAUGCAUUUUUCUUUUUAUGUAUGGAAUGUCCAUGUUCAAAUGCUUUGUCCUCUCUCCAUAUAAUAGAUGGAGCCAGCUCUAAGACAACAACAACAACAACUACGAAAACAUCGAGUGGAUUUACGAAAAAGUCUGCUCCUCCAGAUGCACAAAGUUUAGCAGAACAAUUUUCCAACUGCAGCAGCCCAGGGACCAGUGGCUCUAUCACUGUCAAAUACCAAGCUUGGAAUUCAAGAGAUGGUUUAAUAGAAAAUACUGAGCAGACAAAAACAUGGGGAGGUGGGACACAUAAUUUGUCCAAAUCAAAAUACCCCAGCACGUUGGCAAAUCUUGGCAAAUCACGGGGUGCAAUAGCAGCAUUAGCUGGAGCCAAGAGUGCCAGAGCAGCAUUCCAAGGAAUGGAUGCCAAGACUGGAGGAGCUCCUGCCAAACCAAAUUUCUUACAAGCUGGAGCUGGUAGGGGCAGGGGCGGAGGAGGGGUGACAAGGAGCCCCAGUGCUAUCAAACAAAUGUUACUCAGUUGGACACAAGCAAUGACCAAAGAAUAUGCGAAUUAUGGAGUAAACAUAACCAACUUCUCAAGUUCAUGGAAUGAUGGAAUGGCAUUCUGUGCUUUGAUUCACCACUUUUUUCCUGAUGCCUUUGACUUCACUAAUCUUGAUUCCAAGAACAGGCGGGCAAACUUUACACUGGCAUUUGAUACAGCUGAAAAACUGGCAGAUAUUUCUCCAUUAUUGGAUGUAGAAGAUAUGGUCCGCAUGAAGACACCAGAUUGGAAAUGUGUAUUCUGCUAUGUUCAAAUGAUGUACAGAACACUUCGCUCACAUGAGGCCAACCAAGGAAAAGCUGAGCAAUAAUGCAACUCAGUCCUCUUGGUUACAAUAUUUUUUGAAACCAUCACUGUGAGAAACUUAGUGAAUUGAUCAUGUCUAUAACAGCUGAUGCAUGGUAAAAUAGAUGCAAGAGUGGAUUUGAAUGAAACAGUUGUUUGAUUUAGCUCUGUGAGCAAUAAUUAAAACUGUUUUGUCUAAAGUGCAGAUUCAUCACCUUCAUUCGCCUUCAAAGCUUGUGACAUCAGAUAUUUUUGUGCCUUAAGUAUCAACAUUUUAGAAGAACAGUAAAGGAGAGGAAAAGAUUUUAAAGAUUUUAUUGGUCAAUUACCAUAUUGAAUUUAUAAGUUUGCCAAGAUAUUGCAGGAUGCUGUCUUUGAAGUCACUGUACAUUUGCCAGUGCACUACACAAAGGUGUAAAGCAUCUGCUGUUAAACAUUAUUUUAUACAAUAUAAUAUAGUCAGUUUUUGUAUUGUUAUAAAAAGAUGAAUGAAUUGCAUAGAACAUUAUCUUUUAUUUCAAAUUUAGUUGUGCAAUAUUUAUGAGAGAGUUUAUAUGUUGUGUAUAUAUUAUAAUAUAUAUAUAUAUAUAUGUAUAUUUUUAACCCUGGCAUCCACCUUGCAUGGCAGUAGAUGUUGGUGCUUUCAAGUAGAAUGGUGCUUUUAUCCCUUGACCAAUAUACCAGUACUUCUUCACAGUUUAUUUUUAAUCAGGCAGAUUUAUGCUUGUGAGAAACAGUAUGUUCACCAUCCCAUGCUGUUGCCAUUUUGUCUCUCAAAUCCACUUGUUAAGUUCAGACACCUUUUUAACUUCAUUUCAACUGACACACUCUGCUAAGGAUAAACUAUUUUCAUUUAUUGUAAUGGUAUACUAUAAUUUCAUGUAAUAAAAUGGAGUUUAUAAUGUGCUGGUAAAACAUCAAGCCAAAUAUUUUGAAUAUGGAGAGCAUUAACUUUGCCAUAUUUGAACAAGUUGUGAUGUAUUUUCCCCCCUUACUUGAACUUCUUUAUUCCCUAAACACCUUUGCUUCUCCCUUUACUUUUUUGUAUAUAUUUAUAAUUAAUUUUUCCUGUAAGUUAGGUUAUAGUCAGUAGGGAAUUAUUUGCCAUAUUACUGAUCAUUAUUUUCUACUAAUUAAAUCUAGUCUGAACAUGACUGCUCUUUUAAUGAGAAAAUAUCCAUUGAAUACAUUUCAACUGAAAUAAGGAUUUUAAAAUUAAAUUGUUUUAAGUAAGCGACAUUGUAUUGUUUACAACAAAUCAUUUUAGCUUGGUUGUGAUAUAUUUGCUCUUUAGCUACACCAUAGCAUUUAAGUUCUUUUCAGAUCAUUAAGGUGUUUUUUUUCUCUGGUCAUUUCUGUUAUUGCUAUAAAUAAAAUGUCUGUUUUAAUAUAA
This is a messenger RNA of Lingula anatina, 2405 nucleotides long. RefSeq lists its product as uncharacterized. NCBI's taxonomy places the organism in Eukaryota, Metazoa, Brachiopoda, Lingulata, Lingulida, Lingulidae. Gene Ontology annotation, cellular component: plasma membrane. The record is from RefSeq and is a predicted model, not a curated record. Gene Ontology annotation, biological process: homophilic cell-cell adhesion. Gene Ontology annotation, molecular function: protein binding.